CCCACCAUCACCCUGAGAACACCCCCGCCGAUCCUCCACCACGCCUCGACUGAUGCCCGCGAAGCUGUCGGAGGCAUUGCCACAAUGCUGAACAACGGAUUGCGCGCAGCUGCGCCCGUGGCCAGCCAGCCGCGGGCCAGCGCGAUCCGGCCGUGUCGGCGACGGCGAUGGAUGAGCACAGCAACGAAGAAACCUCGAACAGCCCUAUUCUUCCCAGGCCAAGGCGUCCAACGCAUCGGCAUGGUCACGCCCUGGCUCGCCGCCUUCCCGCGCACCGUCGCGCCUAUCCUCGACGAAAUCGACAGCACCCUCGGCGUGCCCCUCUCGCGCAUCAUCGCAGACGGGCCCAACGCAGCCCUCACCGCGACCGAGAACGCGCAGCCCGCCAUCAUGGCCACAUCCAUCCUGAUCCUGCGCGUGCUGGAGCGCGAGUUCGGCUUCCACACCCCGGCCCGCGUCGACGUCACGCUGGGCCACUCGCUCGGCGAGUUCGCGGCGCUAGUUGCCGGCGGCUACCUCACCUUCCACGACGCGCUGAAGAUGGUGCGGCGGCGCGCCGAGGUCAUGGCGCGGUGCAGCGCGGACGCGAGCGCGAGCGAGGGCGGCGAGUUCGGCAUGGUGGCGCUGGUGUGCGAGAGCGAGGCGCACAUGCGGGACCUCAUCAAGGGGAUCUACGAGUUCUUGGGGCUGUCGAGCGCGGGGUCGAAGUCGGAUUCGGCGAAUGACUUGCCGGCGGUCGAGCAGGUGUCGAUUGCGAAUAUCAAUUCGAAGAAUCAGAUUGUGCUAAGUGGGAGUAUUGAGCGGAUUAAUACGCUCAUGACGAAUUUGAGGCAGUUUGGGGGUCACGAUCCGAGGCAUGUGAGGUUGAAGAGUGAUAGCCCGUUUCAUAGCCCGCUGAUGAAGCCGGCCGAGGAGAUGAUGAAGAAGUUGCUGUAUGAGCCGACGGAGGAGGGGAAGGAUAUCAUCACGUGGCCGGGGACUGUGCCGUGCAUUUCGAAUGUUUCGGCCAGGCCGUUCAAGUCGGAGGAUCAGCUCAAGGAUUUGCUGGCAAGAGGAUGCGUGGACACUGUCAGAUGGUGGAAUUCUGUCAGGUAUCUAGAUCAAGAAGAGAAGGUCAGGAGAUGGGUGGGGAUCGGCCCAGGCAAAGUUGGCAGGAACUUGGUGGGCAAAGAGGUGGGAAUGAAGGGUGCUGUCAAAGGCGGAGGAGUCUGGGGCAUCACAUCGCCAAAGGAAGCGGAAGAGGUCAUGCGAGCACUGGACGACACAGAGCACAUAGACGAGGAGGAAGAGGAAUGAUUCCAAACUGCCAACAGACGGUCAAUUUUUUACAGCUAGGAACGCGCCGAGAAUGGGCUCAAUCGCCAUAUCUCGGGACCUCUAUAGAGACGAGAUGACCAAUCCGGCAUCUACAAAAAUCAGCAACCACACGAAGAGAAAAGAGAGACCAGAGCACCCACCAACUUGGAUCUUCUGGCCUGUCAUGGACGAAUUCUUGGCCAGCAUUACAAACGCAUUCGCGCAGUCUACCAGAUCCGUAGCCAUUUUCAACGCCGCCCGGUCCUCGAUCGCUUUGAUCAUUUCGGGCGAGUAUUGGAGACCCUGGGGCUGUGAGCGAUUACCCCAGUUUUGGAACGAAUAAGAGGAAGGACGCACCCAUUCCGUCAGCAAUAACCCAGGCAGCACAGCAUUCACCCGCACUUUCGGUCCCUGCGUGCUCGCUAGGCAUUUCAUAAGAUGCAGCUGCGCGGCUUUGGUCACAGCAUAUGCCAUUGAGGAACCG
Mytilinidion resinicola is the source of this 1780-nucleotide messenger RNA. RefSeq names its product FabD/lysophospholipase-like protein. The record is from RefSeq and is a predicted model, not a curated record. The transcript is spliced from 2 exons. Gene Ontology annotation, biological process: fatty acid biosynthetic process. NCBI's taxonomy places the organism in Eukaryota, Fungi, Ascomycota, Dothideomycetes, Mytilinidiales, Mytilinidiaceae. Bases 241 to 1296 code for a protein of 351 amino acids. Gene Ontology annotation, cellular component: mitochondrion. Gene Ontology annotation, molecular function: [acyl-carrier-protein] S-malonyltransferase activity.